AUGGGAGGGAUCCGUGCGGACGAGGACCGGUCCACGCCGAAGGAGGUCUACAACGUGCGCCUCUAUACCGAGUCCUCCAUCAUUGCCAUGGGAUCACUGCUCUUCGGAUAUGAUUCGGCCUUUAUCGGAACGACGAUUGCGCGCAAGAGUUUCGUGAACGACUUCGGCAUCACCUCGGAUACGUCGAAGGAGAUCUCUUCCAAUAUUACCUCGGCUUUUCAGGCUGGCGCUGUGGGCGGCGCGAUCAUGUGCUUUUUAAUUACCGAGCGUGUCGGCCGCAAGUGGGCGCUCAUAAUCAGCAAUCUCGUCUUUCUCGCUGGGGCCAUCUCCAUGACAGCUGCCACGAGCAAGCUUACAUCCAUGUACGUUGGUCGAGCUCUGACGGGUUGGGGCUGCGGCGUCAUCACUGCAACAGUGCCUUCCUACAUCGCUGAGCUGUCCGUUCCCUCUAUUCGGGGUAUUCUUACUGGUCUCUUUGAAGUCACGUACCAAGCAGGUUCACUGAUAGGCUUCUGGAUCAACUACGGCAUCAACCAGAACAUGAACUCCUCGAGUUCUGCGUCCUGGCGUCUACCAAUGGCCAUCCAGCUGAUUCCGUCAGGCGCCUUGCUAUUCGGCGGGUUCUUGCUGCAUGAGUCUCCUCUUUGGCUCUACCGAAAAGGUCGAGAGGAGGAGGCACAGAAAACUCUUGUCGCGAUACGACGACUACCGAUGGAUCACCAAUACAUGCAGGAGGAAGUCGAGAUGAUCCAGGCCAGGCUGGCUGAAGAAGCAGCCGUCGCGGCAAUAUACGGCCGCGGGUUCUAUGCCUACAUCCGAGGAUCUUUACACGAACUAUCACGAAAGGGAAUGUGGAAUCGGCUGCUUCUUGUGUUCUGUGCAUUCGCCCUGCAGAACAUGUCGGGUGCAGCUGCCAUCAACUACUACUCCCCCAUGCUCUUCGGCUCCAUCGGUAUCACUGACGUGGCCUUGUAUACCGGCAUCUACGGCCUUGUGAAGGCCGUUGCAUCCAUCAUCUUCUGCGGUGCGCUGAUCGACAUCUGGGGCCGUCGCAGACCUACCAUUAUCUCUUCCGUAGCCUGCUGUCUCUGUUUAUGGUAUGUUGGUGCUUAUGUCAAGGUGGCGAAUCCGGCACCGAUCAUCGCAGCUGGAGGAAAGCUCUCCGCUUCAACGAAAGCGGGAGGGCGGGCGGCCACCGCCGCCAUAAUGAUAUACUCUGUCUUUUGGUCAUUCGGUCUCAACGGUAUUCCUUGGAUCGUCUCUGCCGAGAUUUUUCCAGGCGCCCUUCGCAAUCUGACCGGAACGUUCGCAGCUUUUACUCAAUGGAUGAUUCAAUUCAUCAUCACGAAGGCCCUCCCGUAUAUUUUCAGCGGUCUAAACUACGGCGUCUGGUUCUUCUUUGCUUGCUGGAUGCUGACGGCUAGUGUCUGGGCCUACUUCUUCCUGCCAGAGACAAAAGGCCUCACGAUUGAUCAGAUGGAUAGGCUCUUCGGCUACGAAGGCGAUCGUCUUGCCCAUACCUCUCAUCAGGAGACAGAAGACACAAAGAGCGUGGAUCACGAUGUUCGCGAAAUCGAACAGGCAAAGGUUUGA
Molecule: messenger RNA, 1593 nt
Organism: Colletotrichum graminicola M1.001
Lineage: Eukaryota; Fungi; Ascomycota; Sordariomycetes; Glomerellales; Glomerellaceae
Exons: 6
Coding region: 1-1593 (530 amino acids)
Biological process (GO): transmembrane transport; carbohydrate transport
Cellular component (GO): membrane
Molecular function (GO): carbohydrate:proton symporter activity
Source: RefSeq, a predicted model, not a curated record